Molecule: messenger RNA, 4199 nt
Organism: Varanus komodoensis (Komodo dragon)
Lineage: Eukaryota; Metazoa; Chordata; Lepidosauria; Squamata; Varanidae
Gene: STXBP4
Product: syntaxin binding protein 4
Exons: 21
Coding region: 313-2202 (629 amino acids)
Biological process (GO): regulation of insulin secretion involved in cellular response to glucose stimulus; insulin receptor signaling pathway
Cellular component (GO): cytoplasmic vesicle
Molecular function (GO): syntaxin binding
Source: RefSeq, a predicted model, not a curated record
GGUCAACGUAACGCGCGGUACUGUCGCUUUUGGUGCUGCUUGCAGCACGAGCACGGCUGACUACGGCGGCCGCGGGGGGCAUUAAAAUUAUCAGAGGCUAUGGCCAGCAAUAUGAAGAAGACUAUGGAAUUUUCAUCUAGAGGAUAUUACCCGGGAUUUUGGCUGCGGUAGACAGUAAAUCAUUACUUUUACUGGAAUCUUGGUUCCUGACAUUGGUACUAAAGUCGAUUACUUAUCGGAGACUUGAUUUUAGAAGUCAAUGGUAAAAACCUAAAUGGUGUAACUAACGAAAGAGCUGUUGGCAUACUGCGAAUGGCAUCAGCAACAAGUCACGUGUCCUUACUUGUUGCGAGGGACGAAGAAGCAAAGAAAGAAUUUCUAGACCUGAUGGAGAGGUGCAGCUCCCAUAGUAACACAAGCUCUGCAAGAAAUUCCCCAACACAGCUGCUAGCUGGCAAAGCUGCCGAUGGCUCCUCUUCAGGAUCGUCUUCCAGGUCACCAAGCCCUCAGCUGCUACAUCCAAUAGGCAUGAUUACAAAGCACCACGGAAAGAACUCCACAGCAACUUCCCUUCCAGCAUCUGCAAAUGACAGCAUGUUUCAGAUUAUCACCGUUUCCAAGGGAACAGGCCUCGGCUUGAACAUUGUAGGAGGCACGAACAGGAGUGAAGGCCCCUUGGUGUACGUUCUGGAAGUUAUUCCUGGAGGUGAUUGUCAUAAGGAUGGUCGACUGAGAGCCGGCGACCAGCUUGUAUCCAUUAACAAGGAAACAUUGAUUGGAGUCACCUAUGAAGAGGCAAAAAGUUUAAUAAACAGAACAAAACUGAGAUCAAAUUCUUGGGAGAUCAGUUUCAUUCGACAUGAAACUGCUUCCAGUCAAGCAGAAAGUAUGCAGCCCUGCUCUAGUCUGAUAGCUCCGGCUGCGUGCACACAGCCGCCUUCUCCAUCAGCGCUUCGUCAAGCUUUGUCUCCUAACGAGAACUUUGUUUCAAAGCUGUCCAUUCAGAAUGUGACAAAAGCAGGAUUCAAGAAGAGAGAACAAUCUUCAACAUUUACCGAAAACAACAAUACCUCUGAUGUGUCUGUUGGGGCUGUUGGCCCCACCUGGAGUGAUGAUUAUGGACCACAAAGAAGGAAGAUUUCUCUAAACCCCACAGUUCGUCUCAAAGCAGAUAAAUUAGAGAUGGCUCUGAAUUUUCUUGGGAUUCAACCCACAAAAGAACAACAGGAGAUCCUAAGACAACAGCUGCCAAAGGAUUCUAAGGGAACAGUGGCUUUUGGAGAUUUUGUUCAGGUGGCAAAAACUCUAUUCUGUUUGCAGCUGGAUGGGGCAGGUGAGACCCAAGGACCUACAGGGUUUACUACUGAGGAAGUUGCCACGUUACUAGAUUCCCAGUUUGUAUCCUGUGCUUCUCCCGAAAGAGAUGAGAUGGAAGAACUUAGGAACGAAAGAAAUGAAGCAUUGAAAGAAAUACGUAAAUUGAAGGAAGAAUUGGCAGAGUCAGAGCGUGUGAGAAAGCAACUAGCUGAAGAGCUGCAUACUACCAAACAGGAAGCCAAGGCAUCUGUGGAGGAGACGAGAGCCCUACGAAGCCGAAUCCAUCUUGCAGAAGCUGCACAAAAGCAAGCACAUGGAAUAGAAAUGGACUACGAGGAAGUAAUCCACCUGUUAGAGGUAGAGAUCGCUGAGAUGAAGGCUCAGCUCGCCGAUCAUUGUGGCCAAAAUAAAGACAGCAUCCAAGACUUAAGGAAGAGGAUAACUGUGCUGGACUGCCAGUUGAGAAAAUCUGAAACAGCCAAGAAAGGAUUUGAGGUGGCAACUGAAAAGUUACUGCGGUUUGUUGAGGUUCUACCUGAACUGCUGUCAGAUAACUCCACUUCCCUGACCAAUCUAAGUGAUAGAAAAGCCACCUUCUCUUCCAAAACACUCCUUGCCCGGCUAGGAAGGAAUGGCCGCACAGUCACAGCAUCCGUUGCAGCAGAGGCAAAAGAACUCACUCGAUCUGUCCGCGCCAUUCUGGAGGCAGAUUGUCUGCCUUAUGGAUGGGAAGAAGCAUACACCGCAGAUGGAAUCAAAUACUUCAUCAAUCAUGUGACACAGACUACAUCCUGGAUCCAUCCUGUCACCAAUGUCCUUGCCUUGUCACCCUCUGAAGAGAAUGAGGACAAUGGCUUCAGAGAGCUCCCGGAUCCCAAAAGCUGAGAGCGUUGCCCAUGGGUGGAAGACGGGCGCCAGUUUGCUUCAGCCCAGUGGUUGAAAGAUGGCCCACUUGAAGAGUCUAGUGUUGGUGAAAUAAUUAGAGGCUACUGGUUGGUCCUGAGCUCCCAGACUAAAUAACCUCCCUCACAGUAUCCGUCUGUUAUGAAUGGCUUUUUUCUGGCAAGUGAUUUGAGCCCAGCCUCGCAGACCGAGCACUCGUGUGGAUGUGCAUUGCACCUGCAGCGUUGCUGGUUCAUCUGCUUUAGGAAACAGAAACUGACACACCUGCCUCUGCCCUUCGUAUCCGUUGGACCUUUGCACAUCUCUAAGCCUGUAGGCUUGAAAGCCAAUCUGCCCAUCCCAUUGUGCUUUAGAGGAGGGGUGGGCAACUUGCAGCCCUCCAGAUGUUGUGGCCUACAACUCACAUCAUCCUGCUGCAUCACUGGCUAUGCUGACUGUGGCUAAGGGGAGUUGUGGCCCUCCAGUUUUUUCACCUACGAAUCGCCCACCCUUGCUCUAGAGCACUGUCCCCAACCUGGGUCUCCCCAGAUGGUUUGGACACCUCCCAUCCUCUCUGACCACUGGCCUUGCUGCUGAGGCAGAUGGGGGCUGUAGUCUAGAGUGCCUAGAAGGACCCAAGGAGAGGCAGAAAAGAGCACCCAAACUGGCGCUGUGGAGACAGAAGCAGAGAGCAGAUUUACUUCCACUGCCUAAUAGUGCUUGUUCCACCACCUUCCUUUCUCCCAUAUAAGUGAACGGAUCUCAUUCUGGCAGGAUAACCUGUGAGCCUGAGAAGUGUGUCAGCUGCAGCACUCAUAAGUGAAUGCACGGCAUUUGUUGGCAACAUCACAGUAUGACCAAAAAUUGCCCAGGCUUUUGUGACAGGGGUCUGUUAAAGAGGCUUAUUCUACAGGGGUCCUUGCAAUAUAAUUUUCCUUUCACCCCUACUCUAUUUGUGAUAGUUGCAGUCAUCUUGCGAGGGGAAGGGACAAAUUCCAUGUACUUGAAGUAACUGGUGGGCUGUUUUUUGAGCAACAGAGAGCCAAAGGCUUGCCUGCACUACAAACAGAAGUGAUGUUACUGAGUGGUUACUGUUUGCUCCUCUCCAGGGAUCCAAGGAGAGCUGUCGGUCUGUGAGGGUCAGAGAUCUUUUGACAGGGAAUUCUCAGCCAGAUCCCAGACGAGCCACGAAAGCUAAACAGGUUUAAAGCAGAGCAAAUUGCAUUGCCCCUAAAGAUUUAGACCUCACCAGCAUCAUGAUUACGGCUUUAUUUGGAAACUUUCUGGUAAAGGAGACAAGAGCAGUACAGACAGGGCUUAUUCUGGCAAGUGAUUGAUGUAUUUUCCCCAGCCCAAUUGUUCAGUUUCAUAGCCUUUCUAACGAAUAAUUAGGUCAACACUUUUAUCCUACUGAUGGUCAUAGUUACAAUCUUGGCCUUCAUCCAGUAGCAUUUCAGCAACCUGGAGUUGCUUCUCUUUCUUUCUCUACUAAUUAAUGGUUUUUGAGAAAUAGGUUGCUAUGUCCAUUGUGCAUCUCCUUUAUCCUAGCAUUGCUUAGCUGGUCAGCUAAGCUGCCAUUUUUUACUUGCCAUGUUAUGUUGCUGGUGUGUGUGUGUGUGUGUAAAUGUACACACAGAGAGCGGUUAAAUGCAUGUUUUUCUAAUCCUGCUUUACUUUCUGCUUUCAGUCACAAGGUAAAUUUCAUAUGCAGAGAACUGUAAAUAGAAAAUGUAGAUUGAGCAUAUAAUGCCUUUUAAAGUUUGUAGAAAGCAUAAGAGAAUAACGUUCUUACACAUUUUUAUAACAAAGUACAUUGACCUAACCUUUACCUUGAACUCUUGAAUCUUCUGUGUAGUUCAUUUUUAUUGUACUCCCAUUUGCAGGCUCUCUUCCUCCCUCCCACCCCAGCUUCCUGCACAUAAUAGGCUGCAGAAAAAAUGUAUUAUCCUUACAUUCAGCCACGUUAUGUGAAUAAAUGAGGUUUGUCCACAUUUUGGAAA